This is a messenger RNA of Indicator indicator, 1509 nucleotides long. RefSeq names its product CUGBP Elav-like family member 4 (gene CELF4). Gene Ontology annotation, cellular component: cytoplasm; nucleus; ribonucleoprotein complex. Bases 1 to 1509 code for a protein of 502 amino acids. Gene Ontology annotation, molecular function: mRNA binding. Gene Ontology annotation, biological process: regulation of alternative mRNA splicing, via spliceosome; mRNA splice site recognition. NCBI's taxonomy places the organism in Eukaryota, Metazoa, Chordata, Aves, Piciformes, Indicatoridae. The transcript has 14 exons. The record is from RefSeq and is a predicted model, not a curated record.
AUGUAUAUAAAGAUGGCCACGUUAGCAAACGGACAACCAGACAAUACCAGCCUGAGUAGCAAUCACAGCAACCCCAGCACCAACGGGCAUAUGAACGGAUUAAACCAUAGUCCCGGAAACCCAUCCACCAUCCCAAUGAAGGACCACGAUGCCAUUAAGCUCUUUAUUGGGCAGAUCCCUCGUAACCUGGACGAGAAAGACCUCAAACCGCUCUUCGAGGAGUUCGGGAAGAUCUAUGAACUGACGGUGCUGAAGGACAGGUUCACUGGCAUGCACAAAGGCUGUGCCUUCCUAACGUACUGUGAAAGGGAGUCUGCUCUAAAGGCCCAGAGUGCACUGCAUGAACAGAAGACGCUGCCAGGGAUGAACAGACCAAUCCAGGUGAAACCAGCGGACAGCGAAAGCCGAGGAGGAAGUAGCUGUAUUAAGAGACCACCAAAAGAUAGAAAACUCUUUGUGGGCAUGCUCAAUAAGCAGCAGUCAGAAGAUGAUGUGCGCAGGCUGUUUGAGGCGUUUGGCAACAUCGAGGAGUGCACAAUCCUUCGGGGACCCGAUGGCAAUAGCAAAGGAUGUGCUUUUGUGAAAUACUCUUCACAUGCGGAGGCCCAAGCAGCCAUCAAUGCCUUGCAUGGUAGCCAGACAAUGCCGGGAGCCUCUUCAAGCUUGGUGGUGAAGUUUGCAGAUACAGACAAGGAGCGUACAAUGAGACGCAUGCAGCAAAUGGCAGGACAAAUGGGCAUGUUCAACCCCAUGGCCAUCCAGUUCGGAGCAUAUGGUGCUUAUGCACAGGCACUGAUGCAGCAGCAAGCCGCGAUCAUGGCAUCGGUGGCACAGGGGGGCUACCUGAACCCCAUGGCAGCCUUUGCCGCAGCCCAAAUGCAGCAGAUGGCAGCACUGAACAUGAACGGCCUGGCAGCCGCCCCCAUGACACCAACCUCAGGUGGAAGCACGCCUCCUGGCAUAACUGCACCAGCUGUGCCUAGCAUCCCGUCUCCAAUUGGGGUGAAUGGUUUCACUGGCCUCCCGCCACAGGCUAACGGGCAGCCUGCUGCAGAAGCCGUGUUUGCUAAUGGCAUCCACCCUUACCCAGCACAGAGCCCCACUGCAGCAGACCCCUUGCAGCAAGCCUAUGCUGGAGUGCAGCAGUACGCAGGUCCUGCAUAUCCUGCUGCUUAUGGCCAGAUUAGCCAAGCGUUCCCACAGCCACCUCCCAUGAUCCCACAGCAACAGAGAGAAGGACCAGAGGGCUGUAACCUGUUUAUCUACCAUCUGCCCCAGGAGUUUGGGGAUGCUGAGCUGAUGCAGAUGUUCCUGCCUUUCGGUAAUGUCAUCUCCUCGAAAGUGUUUGUGGAUCGGGCGACAAACCAAAGUAAAUGCUUUGGUUUUGUGAGUUUUGACAAUCCUGCCAGUGCUCAAGCUGCUAUCCAGGCUAUGAAUGGCUUUCAGAUUGGCAUGAAGAGGCUGAAGGUGCAGCUGAAGAGGCCAAAGGAUGCCAAUCGCCCCUACUGA